AUGAACUCCUCUCAGGUGGCCCCUAUACCGCAGAUCAAGGACCUUGAAUUGGGGGAGACUAUUGGUCAAGGUGCGUUUGCAUUUGUGAAGACGGCGUCGUUAAAGAUGGAUCCACGAACAAUCGUGGCGGUGAAGUUUAUCCAUUUGCCUACUUCAAGGUCACAUGGGAUGUCAGAUGAUGAUAUCAUGAAGGAGGUGCUGAUACAUUCGAAGUGUUCGCAUCAUCGUAAUGUGUUAAGAGUUAUUGAUUGCAAUAUUGCGAAGGAGUAUCUUUGGAUAGCUAUGGAGAUGGCAGAUGGAGGCGAUCUUUUUGAUAAGAUCGAGCCUAAUAUGGGAGUGGAUUCUGAGGUGGCGCAGUUCUAUUACCAGCAGCUUGUACGGGCUAUUUCUUAUCUGCAUGAAGAGUGUAGUGUGGCCCAUCGGGAUAUAAAACCUGAGAAUAUCUUACUGGAUAGAGAUGGGAACUUAAAGCUGGCUGAUUUCGGUCUAGCAACGCAGUUCAAAAGGAAGGACGGGACAAAAAGGGUAGCCAGGGAUCAAAGGGGUAGUCCGCCGUAUAUGGCGCCUGAGAUUAUAUAUUCGAAUGGAUACUUCGCUGACCUCACAGACAUCUGGUCAAUUGGUAUAUUGACUUUUGUGCUGCUGACUGGCGAGACGCCAUGGAAUGUCCCUAGUGAAGAAGAUUCUUAUUAUGAUGAGUUUUUGGCCGGUGGGGGUAAUUUGAAUCAUGGUCCCUGGAUAAAGAUUAACCUUGUUGAGCUAAGUCUACUACGUAAGAUUUUGCAGCCAAAUCCAACUAAGAGAGCUACAUUGCUUCAGUUGCGACAGCAUCCGUGGUUUAAAACGCAGGUCAGGUUUUCUGACGUCAAUGGUAUGUGUAAUGACCCACAAUUGCUUGCCAGAAAACUGCUAUCUAACCUGAAAGUUUCCUUGUCAGAUGAUGAAUAUGCUAAGUCAACACAGGAUCCACUGUUUCCAAAUCAAAAACGCAUCAUUAUGGCUACUCAACCUGUAGAAAAUGAGCUGGCUCAUUUAGUUCAUGAUUCGGUUCAUGCGAAUGGAACUGUGUUCUCACAACAUCACGGUUCAGGAUUAUCAGCAUGCAAUGAUCUGCUCAUGUCACAGUUUACACCCGAUGUUAGUAAAGGGUUGGCGAUAUUGCAAUUUCAGGUUAACGUUGACUCAAAAGUGUCUCAUAAUUUUAAUCCGAAUAAGUUCACAAAGUUCUUUUCUAGUGAAGACAUUGCAACAAUCCUAAAGCAAAUAGAAUUUGCAUUGCGACAAGUCGGGAUCCCAGUAAAGUCCGAUCUUUACAAGAGUUUCAGAGAACUGGAGAAAGUAAUGGACCCUAAAAGUGUUUUUCCAGUUAGCAUUGACAUCAAGACUCGAGAUCGUAAAGGUUGGGUGCUAUCCGGAUCUGUUUGUAUAUUGGAAGUCGAUGAUACGCUGAAAGUUAUAGGGUUUGAAAGAAAAACAGGUGACCCGUUAGAAUGGAGAAGCCUAUUUAAGAAAAUUACAAUAUUAUGCCGGGAUAUCGUUUGCACUGAAUAA
Eremothecium cymbalariae DBVPG#7215 is the source of this 1551-nucleotide messenger RNA. It is a transcript of the gene CHK1, whose product is annotated as serine/threonine protein kinase CHK1. Gene Ontology annotation, biological process: protein phosphorylation; mitotic G2 DNA damage checkpoint signaling. Gene Ontology annotation, molecular function: ATP binding; protein kinase activity. The record is from RefSeq and is a predicted model, not a curated record. Bases 1 to 1551 code for a protein of 516 amino acids. The transcript has a single exon. NCBI's taxonomy places the organism in Eukaryota, Fungi, Ascomycota, Saccharomycetes, Saccharomycetales, Saccharomycetaceae. Gene Ontology annotation, cellular component: site of double-strand break; nucleus; cytoplasm.